Messenger RNA from Exophiala aquamarina CBS 119918, 519 nucleotides. Its product is annotated as actin like protein 2/3 complex, subunit 4. The coding region runs from base 1 to 519 and encodes 172 amino acids. Gene Ontology annotation, cellular component: actin cytoskeleton; Arp2/3 protein complex. Gene Ontology annotation, biological process: actin filament polymerization; Arp2/3 complex-mediated actin nucleation. Lineage: Eukaryota; Fungi; Ascomycota; Eurotiomycetes; Chaetothyriales; Herpotrichiellaceae. Gene Ontology annotation, molecular function: actin filament binding. The record is from RefSeq and is a predicted model, not a curated record. The transcript has 5 exons.
AUGCAACGGCACAAUGUCCCCGAGAUAGAGGCUGCUAGUUCUCCAGAAGUUCUACUCAACCCGCUCACGGUCGCACGGAAUGAGAACGAGAAGGUCCUAAUAGAACCGAGUGUGAACAGCGUGAGAGUUAGCAUAAGGAUCAAGCAGGCCGACGAAAUUGAGAACAUCCUGGUUCACAAGUUCACCCGAUUCUUAACCCAAAGAGCGGAGUCUUUCUUCAUCCUGAGACGCAAACCUGUCAAGGGUUACGAUAUCUCUUUCCUGAUCACCAACACACACACCGAGGAAAUGCUCAAGCACAAGCUAGUCGAUUUCAUCAUUCAAUUUAUGGAAGAAGUCGACAAGGAGAUAUCCGAAAUGAAGUUGUUUUUGAAUGCAAGGGCCCGGUUUGUGGCUGAAUCUUUCUUGACUCCGCACGCAAGCGACCAACUGUGGCAGGUCAAAGCCACAGACUCCCUCUCUCUGGGCAAGGAGGUCGUUGCCAUCGAUGAAGGAACUCUGACCCCGAAGCUCACGUGA